Spizellomyces punctatus DAOM BR117 is the source of this 2457-nucleotide messenger RNA. RefSeq lists its product as uncharacterized. The coding region runs from base 287 to 1030 and encodes 247 amino acids. The record is from RefSeq and is a predicted model, not a curated record. Gene Ontology annotation, cellular component: nucleus. Lineage: Eukaryota; Fungi; Chytridiomycota; Chytridiomycetes; Spizellomycetales; Spizellomycetaceae. Gene Ontology annotation, molecular function: RNA polymerase II cis-regulatory region sequence-specific DNA binding; DNA-binding transcription activator activity, RNA polymerase II-specific. The transcript has 2 exons. Gene Ontology annotation, biological process: regulation of transcription by RNA polymerase II.
UGUGAUCAAAGACUCGUCAUGAAAUGUACGGGAACUUUUCAAAAAGUGGACUUUUCGGCAAUGGACGUAGGACCGGGAAACGGAUCUACUACUCUACUAUUCGUAGUAAUCGAGUGGGUAUUUGAUGGCUGUGUGUUGGGUCGGGGGAUUUUUUAUUGCGAUUUUCUCGUAUAAAGGACCUUUGGCUUCUUGCUGUCCCUUCCUUUGUUUCUUGCUAACUAGCCCAUUCACACUCUAACGACUGAUACUUCUGCUCUUCAAACACUAUCGAGUUUUCAUUUAUUGAAUGCGAUACGAUCUUUCGUAUCCAUUCCCUUCCAUCCCUCCCCCCAAUCCAUCGCACAUGUGUCUGCCCUCAUGGAUGCAGUCAUCUCACGAUGCAGGAUGGGGAGGAGAAGAUGGUUACAAUGUCAUGCCUCCAAGCAUGAACAUGUUUGACACUUGUCUGAUGACCACCACGGCAGCGACAACGACAUAUCCUGUAUGGCAAAUGACGGACAUGGCGGCGGCGGCCGCAGUACCGACGACGACAAUGCCUUGGACGAGUGAGAUGGAUGCAUUCCAGACGCCGCUGCCUCUCGACAUUCCCUACUGGGAUCCGACGCUGAUCAACGACGCGUCAUAUCCACCAGAACUGCAAGACCUCUCGUCGCAGCAGUAUCCUGAACAGCAGCAGCAGCAGGACUUUUCCUGGUCAUCCGCUUCCUCGUCUUCCUCUUCAUCGUCUCCUUUAUCACCGUUUGAAGCACCUCAUCACAAUCUUCCCCCACUUCUCCCCUCCCUUCCUCUCUGGAAUGUUGCGUCGUCGCCGCCACCGCUCCCACCACCUCCACCUUCCCCCGCAGCUCAGAAAGUACGCACAUUCCACUGCCAGACGUGCCCAAAAUCAUUUGCCCGCAAACAGGACCUCAAACGACACAUUGUCACUCAUAUGCCAGGCUACAAGCCCUUCCGGUGCUACAACUGUGGAACAGGCUUCACGAGAAGUGAUGCCGUUCACAGGCAUUUGAAGGCCAGGAGGUGCAUGUAAUGCACUUGUUUUAUUUUUUCGUUUUUUUCUUGUAUACUUUGAUACCUCAUGUAGAUAUGUGAACUUUUCGUCUUCCUCUCUCGCGACAGGAACUGUCUCGUACUUCUAUGUAGCAUAACUCGCCAUUCUCUUGGUUGCUUUGCGUUUGACCUUUUUAUGUGGAUGCGUUUCUUUUUUGCGUUUGGAGGAAACCUCAUUUUGUUGUAGAUAUCUUAUCUUGGUUGUUUGCGUUGGCCGUAUUAAGUCAGGUUGAAUACGCCCUACGUUGGUUUGCGCUGAUGCCUUGAUAAUUGGGAAUACCUCAUCUGUACAUGUACAAAUUGUAGUAGCAUUGCCUUUGUCUUGAUCUCGGAUGGUUGCGUUGCCCUUGUAUUAGUCCUCGCAGAGCUCAAGUUCUUUCUCAUAAUUAACAGGUGGGACGACUAUACGAAGGCGAAAGUCAUUGUCUUGGGGGCAUCUCCGCCAACUGUUUACGUUCAACUUAUAUCGCGGGGAUUACCACUCUUUUAUCGCAUUUUGCACGUUCAAGGAACUGUUUGAACACAUUCGAUAUCUGCCGACAACACUCGUUCGAUUUAGCGUUACUGGUCUCUUUUGUGCGGGAUAACAUCUGUGCUGGCUCCUCGAUGACUCCUUGAUCGUGAUGAGUCAGCAACGUGGCGAUGGAACUUCCACAUCGUUUUCAUUCCAAGUCUUCUCGUCCUGCUACCACCUCCAUCGAAAGAUCGAAACUCUUUUCUACGAUAGCGAGACAAUAUAGCGGCGUGCUGAUCUGCAGUUUAGGACAUUACUUGACGAACGUUUGGGGCACUCGGCACUUGAUUCCGUGCCAGAUCAAAAAGUUCCCACGCACCGGUUUCGUCUGCAACGUUGCGAUAAACAGAAUGCCUUCUCGCGCAACAACCUCAACCACAGGGUCCUUGUCUAUACAAGGUCUCUUUCAAACUACGCAAACCACAACACGGUUCCUAUCGUCCCUGAACGGUCUUCCCCAGCGGCAAACCUCCUCCCGCUCGGAGAGCCGUCAAAUUCAACGCUUGUCACGUCCCCGUCAGGAAGCGGUCCACUUUACCUCCACAAACGUGAGAAUCACUUGCGCCAUUUGUUUAACCGGACAUGUCCUGAGUGUUAUGGUUCCUUGCGGGCAUAUUGCUGUAUGUGACAAUUGUAUUGAGAGGUCUGUUGCUGAGAAUGGUAAAUGCCCCGUUUGUAGAUGCUUUGUGGGAAAACGUGUAAAGUUUUUCGUUUGUGGUGCUGUUACCGAUGCUGCAUAGAUGACACGCAGGCUUUUUCACGAUUUAUUUUAGAUACUCGGUUGAAUGGGUAGAAUACUUUUUCUAUGACAUAUUUAGUUUUUACAAAACGUCAUCUGGUGAUAAUGGUCAAUCGGGUUUUAUCUUUUUAACAAGUUAACUUUGUAACCUGGC